This is a messenger RNA of Triplophysa rosa, 2492 nucleotides long. RefSeq lists its product as uncharacterized. The transcript is spliced from 3 exons. The record is from RefSeq and is a predicted model, not a curated record. Bases 66 to 2195 code for a protein of 709 amino acids. NCBI's taxonomy places the organism in Eukaryota, Metazoa, Chordata, Actinopteri, Cypriniformes, Nemacheilidae.
GCACACGUAUCUUAUGGGAUUGUAGUAGAAGUGCUGAGUGGGGGUUGUUGCACUUUUGGUUCAGUAUGGGUGUAUUAACUUUAAGAAUAUUAAGGUUCUCUUUGGUGAUCCUCCUUUCUGGUGUUCAUGGUUUUAUGUGGAGUGUUUCGUGUUACAACUCUGAUAGCAAUGGAGGUUCUUCUGGAAUUGCUUUGGAUGCUGGUCCUCUAAUGCAGGAUGAUGUCAAACGACAGAUUUUCAACAGCUGGUAUGGUGCUAAGAAUGUUGCUUCCAAUGCCAUAAACCGAAACACUCCGACUAAUUCUUCAGGAACACUGAUUACAAGUGGAUCUAAUCGGAGCAGUGAAUCUGUUCUUAAACCAAUGCUUCUUGUUAUGGGGAGUCCCGUUGUGCAGCAAGUAGUACCGGUGAGUGGACAGUCCAUGACCCAGUCCAGCAGCCAAAUAGUUCUGCCCAUUGUGCAGCAGCUCUCACUGGUUGCCCCCCAACCCAACAGACAACAAAUUGCUCAGGCUAGUUCUGAAGCCAUGACCCAGGCCAGCAGCCAGCAGCUAACACAGGCUAGUUACCAGUCCUUGACCCUGUCUGACAACCAGCAGUCUCACUCCCAGCCCAGUAGCCAACAACCUGUCCAUGUGGUCUCUGGAACCAUUGUUCAACCCAGUAAUCAGCAGUCAGUGCUGACGAGUUCUCAGCCCAACAGCCCAGUUCUUUCACGGGUCAGUUUUCAAUCUGUGGCCAAACCCAUCGGCCAGCAAACUGCACAAGCCAGCUACCAGUCUGUCCAGGCAAGUGCCCAGCAACUGCCACAGGCUGGAUACCAAUCUGUUGCUCAAGCUGGUGGUCUUGUAAAGCCCCAUAGGUUUGAAGUUUCCCAAAUUGUUUCAAGGCUUUUCCCAUGUACCAGGCCUGUCCAGAAUGAAAGUGUAGGGUUUUUCAAACCGGGAAUGCCUAACAGUGAAUCUGUAGUUAAUCCUGUAUCACUCAAUCUCCAAGCCUUUGCUCAAGCUCCUAGUGAACAACUUGGCCAGUCCAGUUACCAGUCUGUUGCUGAGGUUAGCAGCCAACAAUCCUCACAAGCUAGUGGUGCACCAGCAGUACAAGCCAGCUACCAGUCUGUGAGUGAGGUCAGUGGCCAGCAACCAUUGCAGGCUAGUUACCAGUCAGUUGUACAAACCAGUGGCCUGUCUGAAGCCCAGCACAUUGGCCACCACUCUGCUGCCCAAUCCAAUAGCCAGCAGAUACCAUAUAUAAGCUACCAAUCUGUUUCUCAGGUUAGUGGACAACAACCAGUACAGGGCCUUUACCAGUCAGUGGCUCAGUCUAGUAGCCAUCAUACAGCACAACGCACUGAUGUGCAACCAGUAGAGGCCAGCCAUGAGUCUGCUGAACAAUCCAGUAGCCAACAGUUACAACAGACAAGCUACCAGUCAGUUAACCAAUCCAGCAGCCAGCAAUUAGCACAAGCUAGCUCCUUAUCAGUGGUUCAGUCCAGCAGCCAACAACCAGCCCAAGCUGGCCAUCUUUCAGUGGCACAUUCCAGCAGCCAGCGACCAGCAAAAGCUAGCUAUCCAUCAGUGGUUCCAUCCAGCAGCUUUCAAGUGGCACAAGCAAGCUCCCUUGCAAUGGCCCAGACAGACAGCCAGCAAUUAGCCCCUUCUAGCUAUUCUUCAGUGGUACAGUCCAGCAGCCAGCAACCUGCACAAGCUGCUUUCGAGUCUGUAUCCCAACCAACUGGUCAGAAACCAGCACUAGGCAGGUAUCCAUCAAUAGCCAAGCCUGUUGUCCAGCAACCUGCCGAAGAAAAUGUGCAGCCUCAAGGUGGAGAACUUUUUCAGAUUGGCACCAAGCUGUAUUCAUGCUACGAGGUUGUUUCACAGUCUGGUUUUGACCAGUAUGGAUUGCAUUCAGGACAGUCCAGAUAUCCGCAUCCAUCCAGGCUCAGCUCUCCACCUAGUUCACAACCAGCAGUGCAAUCCAGAUACCAGGCUCUAGUCAAACCUGGGCCGUCCAGUUAUGGGUCUGCCUUGUCACCCAGCCACCAGGUCUCUGCCAGUUCAUUGCAAUCUGGUUUCAUGCCAAAGCCCUCACAAUCUAACUACGAGCUUUCAGCCCAGCAGGAACAACCAAGCUCUCUGCCAUUUGUUAGGCCUGGACAGCCAAGGUGUGCUUCUACAUUACUGCGCACUGACUAGGCCUCAACAGGGGCAUCUAACCACCAUGCUCUAGCAAAACCAGACCAAGAUGCGUACCAGCCUUUGUUGGUUAAACCAGUGCAACCAAACUACAUGCCCCCCAAUUAGAAUUGAACGUCCUAGCUACCUGCCUCAAUCUCCCCAGCCACCAACCUGAAGCACAGCCCGGUUUCUUUUCCGCAGCGAAGCCAAUGCAGUCAAGAUACCAGGCACAGUCAAGUAAUGAGUCUGCAUCUCUGUCAGCGCUGACUGGAUACAGUGCUUCAAUGCCAGAGCAGUCAAGUUCCCAUUCUCAAU